Anopheles maculipalpis is the source of this 4196-nucleotide messenger RNA. RefSeq names its product hemicentin-1-like. Gene Ontology annotation, cellular component: cell-cell junction. Gene Ontology annotation, biological process: cell-cell adhesion. The transcript is spliced from 8 exons. The coding region runs from base 91 to 4119 and encodes 1342 amino acids. The record is from RefSeq and is a predicted model, not a curated record. Gene Ontology annotation, molecular function: cell adhesion molecule binding. NCBI's taxonomy places the organism in Eukaryota, Metazoa, Arthropoda, Insecta, Diptera, Culicidae.
GUAAAAUCGGUCCCAAUCAGUAAGGGAACCGACACCGGUGUAGGAUUGUGUGAUACGUUCGAUGCUAGGUGUGGAUAAUCGGAAACAACAAUGAGCUACUUCCGCAGAAACUUUGUCACAAUACAAGCGGUGGCAUUUUCGGUGACGGUGUCAACGCUCCUGGCGCUCGUCACCAUCGUGGCCGCGGACGAGAUCCGGGACACGCGCGAAGGCGAAACAGUGACGUUGAAAUGUCGCUUCAGCGAACAGUCGGCAGCAAGCGAUUUUUCCUACUACUGGGCACGUUCGACCGGCAACAAAUUCGACAAUGUUGCCAUCAAGGGUGUCCAGCUCAACACGAACUACAGGAUCGAUUUCCGACCAGAACAGGGUAUUUAUGAUCUCACAAUCAUGAACACCUCGUACAGCCGGGACAAUGGGCGGUUCGAGUGUCGAGUGAAAGCGAGUGGAACUGGUGCGGAUGUUCAUCAAGAGUACUACAACCUAACCGUUCUGACACCGCCACAGCCACCGUUUGUGGAGCCAGUCGAGCUGCGGGCUACCGAGGACGAAAAGUUCAACCUGACCUGCAGUAGCAUCGGUGGCUCACCGGAUCCAACGAUCACGUGGUAUCGAGUAGGGUCGGAAAAACCUCUCAAGUCUAGCAUCGCCAAGGGCGGAUCGAAGGAUCUGCGCACCUCGAGCACCCUAUCGAUCGUGCCCCGGCGCGAAGAUGAUGGGGCCAAGUUUCGCUGCGUUGUCUGGAAUCGUGCCAUGUCGGAGAAGGACAAGCUGGAAACGACCGUCACCCUGUCCGUAAACUAUUAUCCGAGAGUUAAGGUGGGACCGGAAAAUCCGCUGCGCGUUGAACGGGACAGCACAGCUUUGCUGGAGUGUGCGGUGGACUCGAAGCCGAAGGUACCGAACGUGCGAUGGACACGCAACGGACGACUCAUCAGUUCCUCACCAACCCAUCCGAUACAGCGCGUUUCGGUACAGGACGCUGGUAACUAUGCCUGCUCGGCCGACAACGGAUUGGGUAAGGUCGGCGAACAGAUCAUUACACUGGACGUCCUGUACGCUCCGAUCGUGGUGAUCGAAUCGAAAACUUGGGAAGCGGAAGAAGGAUCCACCGUUACGAUACGCUGCAAUGUCACCUCGAACCCGCCUCCGAUAUCGAUCGAAUGGUUCAAGGAGGGCAGUCCAGACUUCCGCUACACUGGUGACAUUCUGCAGUUGCGGGGCGUAAAGGCGGAGCAUGCCGGUCGGUACGUGUGCAGGGCAGUUAAUAUGAUGAAACCUUACAAUGGUAAAAUUGUCGAACGUGUCGGUAACUCUACCGUCGCCCUUCUGGUACGCCACAGGCCCGGCCAGGCAUACAUAAAUCCGAGCAAACCGGUCGUCCAUGUUGGUAACGGUGUGACACUGACCUGUUCGGCGAAUCCUCCCGGUUGGCCCGUACCACAGUUCCGCUGGUUUAAGGAUGCAGUCGGAGAAUCGCUAUCCAGCAGUAAAACUAUCUUAGCCCAGGGUUCACAGUACGUCAUACCGCGGGCACAUCUCGGCAGCGAAGGAAUCUACCACUGUCACGCCGUCAACGAACUGGGGCAUGGUCCGACGGCCACGAUCAACCUGGAAGUUCACCAACCACCACAGUUUAUUGGCAAAAUGCAACAGCACAUGACGAAGCGUGUAGGUGAUACGGACUUUUCGGCCACUUGCCAUGCGAAAGGGAAACCACGCCCGAUGGUACGAUGGCUUAAAGAUGGCCGGGACAUCACCACCGAUGCGAAUAUGUACCGGAUUAGUACCAACAAUAAUGACGGUCUCAGUGGCAUGGUGACGGUACAAAGUACGCUACUCUUCCAAGGGAAAGCGCGUCCGCACAAAAACCAACUGCUUCCAAGCGAUCGGGGCACAUACACGUGUCUCUUCGAGAACGAGGUCAGCACAGCUAACGCUAGCAUGAAUCUACGCAUCGAACAUGGGCCAAUUGUGCUUCAUCAGUACAACAAGGUAGCGUAUGAAAUCAAUGAAAAUGCGGCCGUUAUGUGCCGUGUGCAGGCUUACCCAAAGCCCGAGUUCCAGUGGCAGCUGGGAACAAACACGGCUGCCCUAUCGAUGUCCUCUGAUGGACACUACGAAAUCAACACUACUACCGACAACAACGACAUCUACACAAGCGUGUUGCGCAUCAACCGGGUUAAGCACGAGGACUACGGAGAUUACACGUGUCGCGUCGGCAACUCUAUCGAGACGAUUCGAGCACCGAUCCGUUUACAGCCGAAAGGUCCACCGGAAAAGCCCACAAACCUGGGGGUGGCUGACGUUGGCUCGAACUAUGUGUCGCUUGUUUGGGAUCCCGGUUUCGAUGGUGGCAUCACCAACACAAAGUUCUACGUAUCGUACCGCAAGGUAGCCAUUCCUCACCAUGACCAGGUCAAGGAGGACUGUGGCAUUGUGCAGCAGGUUAGCUCGGAAUGGAUGGAAUACGACUGUCAGCGUGAUGUGCCAUGCAGCGUAACCCCACUGGACCAGUAUCAGAGCUAUGUCUUCAAGGUGAAAGCGAUCAACAGCAAGGGCAACUCUGAACCAUCCAAUGAAGUGGCGACCACGACAAAGAUCAGCAAGAUCCCGGUGCCACUGCACGUUGGUUUCGAUCCCGACACGAAGCAGCUCGGCCUAAACAUCGGUGCAACCUGUUUGGCGCUUAUUGCUGUUGUUGAAACGAUCGGUUUUCACGAGAGCCCGAUAGCGACGUGGCAGGUGGUGCAGUCCAUUCCACUAUCUGUCUCUGGUAACGGUCCAACCUACAAGGAACAGGUACUGGAAAACAUGUACUCCGCACGACGUUCCAGCGGUCGAUCGAUGGCAAGUGACGAUGAUUUUCCGAUGGCGCUGGAGGAGGAAAUUCCACCUAAAGUACGCGUAAAGCUGUGUUUAAAGUCGAGCCAUGAGUACUGUGGGGACUAUAUGGAUGCAGAAAUUGGUCCUGCCCUCAUACACGACUCAGCGUUCAUCGCUACGCCGACCCUUAUAGCGAUCGUGGUUUCUUGCAUAGUGUUCGCACUGUUUGUUGGCUUAAUGCUAAUGUUUUGUCGCUGCAAGCGCAAUCAGACGAAAAAAUCAAACCAAUCAAAAGAUUACGAGAUGGACUCGGUAAGACCGUCCAUAGUGGCCCAGCAAAGUCAGGCACCGCCACCUUAUUAUCCCACAACUACCGGCCUCGACAACAAGGCACUUGAACACUCGAUGGAUCUCGCUCUAGCGCUCGAGGAUCAGAAAACGUCCGUCUACGCAACACACAACGGUUACGGAUAUCACACUGGUACGAGCAUACAAGUAGCCGGCCAUAGUCUACCAACCAAUGAAUGGGUCACGAUGGGUUACACGGAAAACAGUUACACCAAUUCAAACAACGGCGGCAGCGUCAAUUCACAGGAUUCCAUUUGGCAGCUUAAAGGAGCACCACCGCCACCGGGCGGCUCCACGACGAUGGCCAUCGGCAUGCAACCGCUAUCGAUGGCCAGCCUGCAUGGCGGUGGUUCCGCGUACGCUACCACCACGACCACCACUACAGCAGCGGCCGGUACGCCCGGUCUUGCCUACGGGUACGAUCCGAUUGCAACGCACUCGAACGUGUACGGCGGGGCGACGAUGACGAUAGGGGGUGACGAAUAUAGCCAGUAUCCUCACCAGGCGGCCACGCCCAGCCAGCAUGGUGGCGAAGACGAUUACCUACACCACCAUCACCAUCAUGCGGCGGCAAUGCGCCAAAGCCAGAAUCCCUCCCGGCAGCAACAGCAGCAGCAGCAGCAGGAGUACUGCGGCGAUUCCUACGCAUCUGUACAUAAAGCAAAGAAACGAUUAGACCAGCCAUCGCAUUUCGAUUCAUCAUAUCACGACGUUAGCGGUUUGCCUGAUCCGUACCUGGAUCAGCAGCAAGAGCAGCAUCAACUGCAUCAGCUAGAUCACGAGGAUAGCAAAUCAUUGCUUCAGCUUAACCACCCGCAAGACCACGGCAGCUUACACCUGCACGCACAGCAGCAACCGCAGCCAAUCUACGAGGACAACCUGGAGAGCGGCUACUCGACACCGAACUCGCGGAAUCGUCGCGUCAUACGGGAGAUAAUUGUCUGAGAACAGCCCCGGGUACGGUUCGCUGAUAGCGGAUCGUGCCUGUAAGCUGGAAGUGCAAAUCCAUCCAUUUCCGGUUC